UUGGAGUGUGGGCCUAUUCUUCAGUUCUCCUCAGUCAAGUGGUUUAAUUGUAGGUGUUUAGUGCCCUUUCAGAUUCAGUUCAUGUAGAAGAAUAUGCUGUCUGUGUUUAAAAAACCGUCACAAUAUCCACGUGCCCGACGCCCAUGGGCUGUCAGGGAAAGUCCCACGCUUCAGGAGAAGGGAGAUCUGUUUGGGCUUGCCCGGGGAACGGCCUCCGCUGCCACAUUCUCCUCCAUGAUUCCUCUGGUGUCUGGCAUUACUGAAGUCAUCAUUACCACAUGAAAUGCUCCCAGUAUUACAGAAACAAGCUGAUUCAUGAGUGUGUUGACAUUUAAUGCAUCAUAAUUAAUUUUUAAAUGUAUAGGCCUACAUGUUUAUGUGAGAAAAGCUCGAUUUAGAGAUGUGUACUGGUGUCAAACAAACAUCUAUGCUUAAAUAAACGUUUAUAUAUUUAUAUUUAUUGUGUAGGCUACUUCAUUUACGAAUCUGGAUCAUAUUAAUCAUGGCAGAUUAAUGACAUUUCUGCAAUCUCGGAAACUGUCAAUGUACAUGAUCAUGGAAAAAAACGAUUCCUCUAUUUCCAUUUUAGAUCCCAUUUAGGUUUAUCGUUCACUAUCACCUUAAUGACUCUGCCAUAAUGUGGGUGGAGUAGCUGCCUGCCUCUUAAAUAUUGAUAGGAGUCUUACAUCUCUGACAUCUGCUGUCCACAAGGAUCACAUUGUUCGGUAGUGACCAUAUGCUGCGCUGAGUUAACUCAAUCUCGCAGGAGGUGAAACAUUAAUUUUCUCUGAAGGCUUCGCUGGAAAAGAUCAUUCGGAUUUUCUACGGAAGUAAGAACACAUUCUCAAAAAUAAACAGUCUACAUUCGGCGGAAAGAGACUCAACCGCAACUCCUCACCAGAAGCGAUGGAACAUUUCCUGUACACGCGCCAGAACCAGCUGGACCCAGAGCAGCUGUUCACCAAACUGGAGCGUGUUGGGAAGGGCUCCUUCGGGGAGGUCUACAAGGGCAUCAACAGCCUCACUCAGGAGGUGGUGGCCAUCAAGAUCAUCGACCUGGAGGAGGCAGAGGACGAGAUCGAGGACAUUCAGCAGGAGAUCACCAUCCUGGGCGAGUGUGACAGCCCCCACGUCACCAAGUACUAUGCUUCCUACAUCAAGGGAACCAAGCUGUGGAUCAUCAUGGAAUACCUGGGAGGAGGUUCUGCUCUGGACAUGCUGAGGCCGGGGCCCCUGGCGGAGGCUUACAUAGCCACCAUCGUGAGAGAGAUCCUGAGAGGGCUGGACUACCUGCACAGUGAGAAGAAGAUCCACAGGGACAUCAAAGCGGCCAACGUGCUGCUGUCGGAGCAGGGGGACGUGAAGCUGGCAGACUUCGGCGUGGCGGGUCAGCUGACCAGCACCCAGAUCAAGAGGAACACGUUCGUGGGCACGCCCUUCUGGAUGGCUCCGGAGGUCAUCCAGCAGACAGACUACGACUUCAAGGCUGACAUCUGGUCUCUGGGAAUCACAGCCAUCGAGCUGGCCACAGGGGAGCCCCCACACUCAGAGCUGCACCCCAUGAGAGUGCUCUUCCUCAUUCCCAAGAGUCCCGCCCCGUCCCUGCCGGGAGCCCACAGCAGAGCCUUCAGAGACUUCGUGGAGGCUUGCCUCAACAAGGACCCCAGAUUCCGGCCCACAGCCAAGCAGCUGCUGAAACACAGGUUCCUGACGCGCUUCACCAAGAAGACGUCCCACCUGACAGAGCUGAUCGACAGGCACCGCCACUGGAGGGCACGCGUCCCUGACAACACCUCCAGCUCCGAUGACUCAGACACGGAGGCUGAUGGAGGUGAGGGAGAUCAGGACCCUACCUGGACAUUCCCCACAGUCAGACAGCGACCCCGCUCCACCCCCAAGCAGAAACACCUGCAACACUCCGAGCAGGUGAGACCUUCCACAGCAGAGGCAGGGAGACAAGCACAGGCGGCAACGUCAGACAUCACACCCAUCCUGCAACAGCUGCAGCAGGGCGGGGCUGGAGGGCGAGGCUGGGGGGCUGUGGGGGAGCUGCAGCAGGCCAUCUCCCUGGCUGAAGAGUCGUGUCCAGGCAUGUCAGACCGCAUGCUGGCCCACGUCUUGGAGAGAGUGUGCAGGUUCUCGUCGAAUGGCAUCAGGUAUGACUUGUCACAGUAAAGGCUGUCCUCACCAGCGCCCCCCUCUGGUAGAGAGCUGCGUAGACAGGAUGUCUCCUCCACUCUGCCCCUCGAGUGAUGCUGAACCUUCAUCCCAGGCCGCCUGACCACCCUCAGACACACAAGCUCACCCCAGCGGUCCUCAGGGAAUAAUCAGCGCUGACGAUAUUGCAUGACAUGAUUCUUAAUGUUGUACAGGGAAACACCACUUGGUGGAGUGUGUACGUACAGCAAGACGGCCAUCUUUAAGCUGCUCUGAAAUCAAGAGACAAAAUCGAGGAGCUAGAACUGUUGUUUAUAUUGUUUCCAUUUUAUUUGUUACUUUUGAUGCAAUAACAUGAGACUACAGGCAAGCCUCUCUGGGCCUUCAGACACACUACACAAUAAAUAGAGUUACACACUGUACAGCAGAGGCCAGGUGUGUGUGUGAGAGAGAGAGAAAGAGAGACAGAGAUACGGCAGGAGUAGGGUUUAGAGGUGCCCUCUAGAGAGAUAGAGGGAGAGAGAGAGAGAAAAUUCCAGUACUCAUAAAAAAGAUAACAAAACCAUAGACCAAUGUAGUGUGUGUGUGUGUGUGUGUGCGCGUGUGAGACAUCAGUCAUGUCAGUAUGUGCUCAGUUAAUGAAAUACAGCAAGACAUAACCGUGUACAGUUCUCCAGUUCCUCCUCCAGUCUCCAGCCCUGUUAGAUCACCUGGUCCAGACCGCAGGGUUAACACAGCCUGACUCACCUACGUAAAAGUAACUAAAAGAAUAAAUGGUUUUAAUAAAGAUAACCCUGAUGAACUAAUAGCUUGUACCUCUAAACCGUCAGCCCAGCAGACCACAUGAUAGUAUUCACGAGGGCUGUAGCCACACUUGACAUUUCUAGUCCCCCAACUCCAGAACCAGCGAGACAGGAGACACAGUGAUGCUCCCUUCCCUAUCUUUCUUUGAAAGAGUAACUGGAUGCAAAUGAUGUCUGUGUUUGACCAAUGAGAAGAGGUCAUGGUUUGAGAGCGGGCUGAUUGAACUAAGGUAUUUAUUGUGAAUAGAACAUCCACAAACACAGGAAGUCCCAAACAAAGGAAGUUAGCAACAGUAGCAGAAAUUUGCUUUCUCCAAAUAACUGAGUGAAAAAUAUCCCAAAAACUAAUCAGGUUGGACAUUUCAGUGAAGAAAAAAAAAAGAAGUAACAAAAUGUGGUUGUUCAACAAUGGGAUACCUUAUUCUCCAAAAGUAAUAAUAAAAAAGAAAAUAAAUCUGCUUCAGUGUU
Molecule: messenger RNA, 3428 nt
Organism: Osmerus eperlanus (European smelt)
Lineage: Eukaryota; Metazoa; Chordata; Actinopteri; Osmeriformes; Osmeridae
Gene: stk25a
Product: serine/threonine kinase 25a
Exons: 11
Coding region: 907-2175 (422 amino acids)
Biological process (GO): protein phosphorylation
Cellular component (GO): cytoplasm
Molecular function (GO): protein serine/threonine kinase activity; ATP binding
Source: RefSeq, a predicted model, not a curated record